Stylophora pistillata is the source of this 3635-nucleotide messenger RNA. Its product is annotated as tyrosine-protein phosphatase non-receptor type 7. Lineage: Eukaryota; Metazoa; Cnidaria; Anthozoa; Scleractinia; Pocilloporidae. Gene Ontology annotation, cellular component: plasma membrane; cytosol; cell junction. The record is from RefSeq and is a predicted model, not a curated record. Gene Ontology annotation, molecular function: protein tyrosine phosphatase activity; protein kinase binding. Gene Ontology annotation, biological process: protein dephosphorylation; signal transduction.
AUUUUCUUCGGGUCGGAAGCGGAUCGAAACGUCGAGUGAUGGAGGGAAGAUGGUGGUUUGGUUCUUCGAAUUUAUAUGGCUUUUCUGGAUUUUGACAUCUUCUGAAACGAGAUCUACGCAUACCAGAAAAAUUCAAGCUGUUGGUCGAUCUGCCUACGCGGGUUCGUAUGGCAGCCGUACUACAGGAUUUUCCCAUGGUGUAGGGCAGGGAAAACCGCCAAGCAUUGGAGAGAACCUUCAAGGGGAGAAACAGAAUGAAGGGAAAAAUAUUCAAAUGGAAUUUAAGCCAAAAGUUUCCUCUUUCAAGUCAACAGAAAGCGCUACCACGAUCGCUCGAGAAAGCAAUGGCAACAUUACAGCGGGUCAUCGUGAGGACCUGCCGGAAAUUUAUAUUUUAGUGUUGAACCUGGCCACUGGGCUCAAGAACUUUAGCAAGUCAACAAGGAAACAGUUUACAUCUCUUCUUUCCAAAAACUUAGGACUUCAUGAGCAAAGCUGUAUAAUUCUUCAUGUCUUUCCAAUUUCCCUUAGAAGGAUCCAGAUUGAACUUUAUUGUGAAAAAGACAUGGUUAAAGCCAUGGGGUCUGAGUGGGAACCAAAUGUAUUUAUUCCAGCCAACAAAAUGAUCCAGACCUUAGACAGCCCAAGGAUGCAGCCAUUCUUGCGAGAAUUCAACAUAACUGCUUAUGGAAUCAAGGACACCCCUGAAAUAGACCUUGCUGUUUAUCAGGAAAUGUGGUUUCCUGUAGCAGUUGUGGCUGGUGUGACAGUUAUUCUCAUAUUUCUGGCCAUUGUUUGCCUGCUGUUUUGCCGGCGUCAUCUGGAAGCCAAGGCUGAAGAAGAACAUCGUACACAACAGCUUGACCCAGAGAAGCUUCUCUAUCCCACUGUUGACCCUGCAAACAACAUGUCAGCCAGCAUGAUCCAGCCUGACGCAGGACGGAUGUAUACAAUUACUGGCUUACAAGCCAUUGGCCCCAAGCCAAGAAAAUGGAAAGGGUCUCAGUUAUCCUUAUCAGACAGGCGUGGUUCCAAAGCCUCGUUAGUCUUAGAUCUCAACAGAUCAUCAUCAAUGGAAUUAGGACCCAGUUCUUCUGCCCCAAGCAUAUUAGAAAGUCCCACAGAAGAAAAACUGGCUUCUAAAUCCAGGCCUCUAACUUGCAAUGAAUUGGAAGACAGUGUAAAUAAUCCAAAGCAACUUUCUACUGAAUUUUGGGAAAUGCCAAUGAAUCAUCCUCCUCCAGAGGAGAGGAUUCCUGGUUCCAGUUACAGAAAUAGAUAUCCAUUUAUUUUACCAAAUAGUAGAAGUAGGGUGAAUCUACCUGAAAUACCUGGAGAUACUUUAUCUCGUUACAUUAAUGCAAAUUUUUUGAAGGGUUAUGAGAGUCGAAAGGAAGCUUACAUAGCUACCCAGGGUCCUUUGUCAAAUACAGUAAAAGAUUUUUGGAGAAUGAUAUGGCAUCACCAAUGUCCAAUCAUCGUUAUGAUAACAAAACUCAAAGAAAGAAAUGAGACAAAAUGUGAACGAUAUUGGCCAGAUCCAACAUUCCGAAUGCAAGAGAAGUAUGGAGACAUUGUCGUCACAUUUGACUCUGCAAUUGGACGAGAUGGAUAUCAGAUCACUUCACUUUACAUCAGUGACUCACAGUCAUUAGAAGCUCCACGAAGAGUUUACCAUUACUGGUACACAGCUUGGCCUGAUCACGGUGUCCCUGAUUCACCAAGACAAUUUUUAAGAUUAGUAGAGGAAGUGCAUGUUGCUCAGGCAAGAGAGGAUGUCAAAGAGGGCCCUGUUGUUGUUCACUGCAGUGCGGGAGUUGGAAGAACAGGAUGCUUUAUUGCGGCCAGUAUAGGAAUUGAACAGAUCAAGAAAGAAGGCCUUGUAGACAUUCUAAAGGUAGUGAGCCUUAUGAGAAUAGAAAGGGGUGGUAUGGUGGAGAAUGAAUCACAGUAUGAGCUCAUUUACAAUACUCUUCAUCAUUUUUGGACAACACGUACAGGGAGUGAUGAUGAUACCCGCGACAUAGCACUUGAAGCAAUCUUUGAUGAAUAAUCCAAGACAAAUGCAAUGAUAUGGUGUUUGGAAUUCUUCCUACAUGCUGGUCAUGGAAGAUGUAGUGAUUUGACAAAUUGUACAGAUCUAUUGUGGCUGUCGUCAAUCAAAGUGAGCACAAAGAGAAGUGACUAAUGCACAUCACUUUUUAUCGUCAACAAUUUAAGAUGUGCAUUUAGAAGAUUUUAUUUAUUUAUUAUUUAAAUCAGUGGAUUGUACAUAUUUAGCAAUAACUGAACCACAGUGAAGUUUUCUUCAAGAGUUUGUUCUCAGCUGUUAGCUUGCAUGAGGCUGACAUGAACAAUUCUUUGCAUUAAAUAGUGAUGUCUCACAGCAUGCCAUUGAAAAUAAUAUUGCAAAAGCAUGGAGUAUAGCAAACAGUUUAAGGCUAGUCACAAGGGAAAUUUUUCAGAAUAUCAGCUGUUAUCCUGCUUUUCUUGUGGUUCAUACCAGUUUGUGGAGGGACUGUUUCAUGAUGUGCUUAGAAUAAGUUCAGUUUACAGAAGUGCACAGAUGAAGAGGCAUACCAAUGUUAGACUUCUCCCUUGCAGGCCAAGGGAUUUAUAAGAAAAUUUUGGUGACAAAGAAUUCUCAAUUGAGAUGUAAAUCACCUUGGUUCUUCCAUCUCUCCAUCUCUUUAAUUUAUUAAGUUGCUUUGGUAUACCUAAUGCUUGGACAAAGGCAGUUUUUCUUUAACAACUGACUGCCACAUGAACGGUCAAACCAUGAUUCUUGAAAGGGCAAGAAUGGGAAGGAAGAAGCUGGAAUUUGGAACAAGAGACAAGCUUAUAAUCUUAUGGUAUUAUCGCCAACAUUAUUGCCACUGUCAUCAUCUAAGUUGUUGGUUUUUUUGUUGCUGUCAUCUACACCGCUAUCAUUGCUGUAAUCACAAUGAUAUGGAGAAUCAAAUGGGGUAGACAAAUGGUUACAACUUUUAGCCAAGAAAGCACUUCCUUCCCAAUGCUCACAGAUAAGUUCUUCUUCAUUCUGUGGUCUGCUGUCAACACUUCCUUGAAAGAAUUCAUAAGGUGAUUUGUGUAACACCCCCUUGCAUGUCUGCCAUAAUAUGACUGUGUUGAGAUCUUGACCAGAAACAAAUUCAUACUCCUUAUUUGUAAUUUUUAGCAGGGAACAAGGAAUUCAUCAACAUCUUUAGUAUGUGGUGAUGACUUGUUAUGCUAAGUUGUGUUAAUUUAGUUCCCUGACAAAUGGAGAACCUAAUGCUUUGCCAGCUAAGAAUUUGGCAUCAAAAGUAUUUUAUUUUUAAGUUUUAUUAGAAGGGUCCUUGAAGUUAAAUUAUGAAAAAGAUUAUUAUCAUUAGGUAUUUUCAUUUGUUGACAAAAGUAGAGCACUAAGAAUAUCCUCAAUUUACAGAAUUAUCCCAUAGUAUUUAUCAGAAAUGAAUGUACAGAAGUGUUAUUGAGGGAUUUUUGAAAUUCUUCUUUAGAUAUUUAAUCUGGCCACAGGAGUAAUAUUUACAAGCAUUUACAAGAAUGAAAAGGAAGGUUUAAGAAAUUUAUUUAAAUAUUUGUGUACAUAGUGUUGAAUGUGCCGCAUUAAAAUGAAAACUUGGUUUGAAUCA